CAAGAAGCAAACGUUUCUAAAGGCCAUCGAGGAACACGACGUGACUCUGUUACUCGGCAGCACUGGUUGUGGCAAAAGCACGCAGUUGCCGCAAUUCCUGUAUGAAGCGGGUUAUGGAUCAUUCACGUUGGGUGGCGCGACGUCAUCCUCGGCUGGCAGCAGAGCCGGACCGCAGCCGGAAAACGAGCGACCCAUGAAAAUCGGCGUAGCAGUGACACGGCGUCUAGCGGCGUUGCAACUGUUUGAGCGCGUCGUGGAGGAGACCGCCAAGCCAGACCUAGUCGGGUACCACAUUCGCGGAGAGGCAUCACCAAGUCUGGAG
This is a messenger RNA of Amoebophrya sp. A25, 322 nucleotides long. Lineage: Eukaryota; Dinophyceae; Syndiniales; Amoebophryaceae. The record is from the annotation of a GenBank genome assembly.